Molecule: messenger RNA, 942 nt
Organism: Antechinus flavipes (yellow-footed antechinus)
Lineage: Eukaryota; Metazoa; Chordata; Mammalia; Dasyuromorphia; Dasyuridae
Product: olfactory receptor 10AG1-like
Exons: 1
Coding region: 1-942 (313 amino acids)
Biological process (GO): G protein-coupled receptor signaling pathway
Cellular component (GO): membrane
Molecular function (GO): olfactory receptor activity; G protein-coupled receptor activity
Source: RefSeq, a predicted model, not a curated record
AUGGAAGGCUUAGUCAACAUGACACUAAGAAAUGCCAGUGCUGUGAUUGAAUUCAUUCUUCUGGGAUUUGCUGACCUUCCCAACUAUCAAGGAUUUCUGUUUGGUAUUUUCUUGCUCAUCUAUAUGAGUAUUCUGGUGGGAAAUGGCCUCAUCAUUUUAAUUACUAAGGUAAAUUCCACUCUCCAAACACCCAUGUAUUUUUUUCUUAGACACUUUUCCUUCCUAGAAAUCUGUUACACAUCAGUGAUCUUUCCCAGAAUGUUUAAAAACCUUUUGACGCAAAAGAGAAAUAUUUCUUUUCUUGCCUGUGCUAUGCAACUUUGUUUCUUUCUUAUUUUGGGAGGCACUGAGUGCUUUCUCCUGGCUGUGAUGGCUUAUGAUCGUUAUGUAGCAAUAUGUAAUCCUUUAAAUUAUCCUCUAAUCAUGAACCAAAAAAUUUGCAUCUGUUUGUUGACUGGCUCCUGGAUCAGUGCAAUUCCUAUUCCAAUAGGACAAACAUACCAGAUUUUCUCUCUUCCCUUCUGUAGUUCUAAAUCCCUCAAUCAUGUUUUUUGUGAUAUGCCUCCAUUACUAAAGCUUGCCUGUGGGGACACCAAAGUGAAUGAAUUAUAUUCUUAUGCUGGCGCUUUCCUAUCUGCUAUUGUACCAUUUCUAAUGAUACUUCUAUCCUACAUCAAAAUCAUUGCCACAAUCCAGAAGCUUCCAUCAGCCAUAGGGAGACAUAAAGCCUUUUCCACUUGUUCAUCUCAUCUAAUAGUAGUAAGCCUAUUUUUGGGGUCAGGUAUCAUUUCAUAUUUUUUACCAAAUUCCAUAAAACCAGCAGGAGUGGACAAGAUUCUUUCUCUUCUGUACUCUAUUGUGACUCCAACACUGAAUCCCCUAAUAUAUGCUUUAAGAAAUAAAGAUGUUAUUGUGGCAUUGAAGAAACUCCAACCGAGGUAA